GACAAAGACCAAGAAAGAACCCGGAGAUAGGGAGGGUAUGGGGAGAGGGACUAAUCCUUGCCGACGCCACACUGCAUCUAUCUCCUGCCUGGAGCAAGCAUGGCAUCGAGCACUUGCUUCAAGUCCUUCCCCAUAUAUUAGCCAGCUAGCUGUCCCGGCUGGAUAGAUAGAGGAGAGAGUGGGGGAGAAGCAUGGGCCAUUGGCCAUGGUGAUCACCGUCAUUCCGUCAAACACCUUGCUCGUGUGAUGUCCUCGGAGCACUAGAAGAGGGUUUCUUUUUUCCAUAGGGGAGAGGAAUAGAGGGAGGAGCGCAAGAAGGGAAGGGGGAUGAAGGAGGGAGAGAGGUCAAGAAUGGCUGCGCCGGCCGCCGACGCCGCUCUGGCCGGCCUCCUCCUCGCCCUCGUGACGGUGGUCGGAGCCGACACCGACGCGGCCGACGUUGCUGCUUUGGUGAAUCUCUAUACCUCCUGGAACAGCCCGGCGCAGCUCACCGGUUGGUCGGCCGGCGGCGGCGACCCCUGCGGCGCCGCGUGGAUGGGCGUCUCCUGCUCAGGCUCUGCUAUCACCUCAAUCAACCUUUCUGGUAUGGGGUUGAACGGUACUCUUGGUUACCAACUGUCCGAUCUAGUAGCAUUGAAAACGAUGGACUUGAGUAACAACAACUUGCAUGAUGCAAUUCCUUACCAGUUGCCACCUAAUCUUACUUAUCUGAGUUUGGCAAGCAAUAACUUUUCUGGCAACCUUCCAUACUCUAUAUCCAACAUGUUAUCACUUGUCUACCUCAACCUCAGUCACAACUCGCUGUUUCAGGAAAUUGGUGAACUAUUUGGAAACCUCAAUUCACUUUCUGAAUUGGAUGUAUCUUUCAACAACAUGUCAGGGAAUCUUCCAAUGUCUUUUAUCUCUUUGUCAAAUCUUUCUAGCCUUUAUAUGCAAAAUAAUCAACUAUCAGGCACUGUCAAUGUCCUCAGCAACCUAAGCCUUACUACAUUAAAUAUAGCCAACAACAACUUCAGCGGCUUGAUACCUGGGGAAUUAAGUUCCAUUCCAAAUUUAACACUUGGUGGAAACUCAUUUAUCAAUAUGCCUGCAUCUCCACCACCAACUCUCAUGCCACCGCCUCAGAGUCCACUUGAUCAGCCAGAAUAUCCUCAAGCACCAAUAAGUUUUCCAGAUCGUCCUCAGAUUCCUAAUAAUCAAGGUCGGAAGAAGCAAGGUCUGCAAACAGGUCGGCUCAUAGGGGUGGUUGUUGGUUCAAUAGCUGCUGGCUCAUGUAUACUUUUUGUGUUGGUGUUCUGCCUUCACAAUGUCCAUAGAAGAAAGGAUGGUGGGAGCAGUGAAUCAAAAGACCAUGUAGGUUCCCUUGCAGUGAACAUAGACAGAGGUUCUAACAGGGAAAUCUUGGACAAGAGCCAUCAAGAUGCUUCUGUAGCAACUUCAACACUCCCGCAGCCUACUGGAAAAAUGACUCCUGAGAGGGUAUAUGGUACAAAUGGUUCUCCAGCAAAAAAGAUAAAGGUUCCUAGUGCCGCGACUUCUUAUACUGUUGCUUCUCUCCAAGUUGCUACAAACAGCUUCUGUCAAGAUUCCCUUCUAGGAGAGGGUUCACUUGGUCGUGUUUACAGGGCUGAUUUCCCCAAUGGAAAGGUACUUGCUUUGAAGAAGAUAGACAGUGCUGCACUUUCCUUGUAUGAAGAAGAUCAUUUUCUUGAGGUUGUGUCCAACAUUUCUCGGCUUAGGCACCCGAACAUUGUGUCGCUUACGGGCUAUUGUGUUGAACAUGGGCAAAGGCUUCUUGUGUAUCAGUACAUUGGAAAUGGUACACUGCAUGAUUUACUGCACUUUUCUGAAGAAGCGAGCAAGAACCUUACGUGGAAUGCCCGUGUGAGGAUAGUCCUAGGCACUGCUCGAGCUUUAGAGUACCUGCAUGAGGUGUGCCUGCCCCCUGUUGUACAUAGAAACCUAAAGUCAUCAAAUAUCCUGCUUGAUGAAGAGUACAGCCCACAUCUGUCUGACUGUGGGCUUGCUGCCCUAUCACCAAAUCCUGAGAGAGAGGUAUCAACUGAGGUGGUUGGCUCUUUUGGAUACAGUGCCCCAGAGUUUGCCAUGUCAGGAACAUACACCGUAAAGAGCGACGUGUACAGUUUUGGAGUAGUGAUGUUAGAGCUACUGACAGGCCGUAAGCCGCUAGACAGAUCCAGAGAGAGGUCGGAACAGUCCCUUGUUGGGUGGGCAACCCCGCAGCUUCAUGACAUUGAUGCGCUCGCCAAGAUGGUCGAUCCAGCAAUGGAUGGGAUGUAUCCUGCGAAGUCCCUCUCCCGGUUCGCAGACAUAAUUGCAUUGUGUGUUCAGCCUGAACCGGAGUUCCGUCCACCGAUGUCGGAGGUUGUCCAGCAACUGGUGCGCCUGUUGCAGAGGGCUAGCAUGCUAAGACGACAAUCGGCAGAGGAUCUGGGAUCUUCGUACCGUGCCCCCGAGCGCGAAGGCGGAGGUGCGGCAUGGGACGCAUUCUAAGACCAAACUCUUGUCACCUAUAGUAGUACUCCAUAAUACAGGAGGUCAAGCAAGAAGAAUACAAUACACCGUCCAGCGAUUUUCAUCUGGUAUUUAUCCGUGAGGUUGGUUAUCUAUUUUGAACUGCUGAGAAUUUUGUGAUUUGCAUGUGCAGAAUUACUCCCUCCGUCUCAUAUUAAGUCCGUUCCAUAUCAAGUGACUCAAAUUUGUCCAAAUAUAUAUGUAUCUAUGCCUAAAAAAUAUCUAGAUACAUGUAAUAUAAAGUCACUUAAUAUGGAACAUAGGGAUUAUCUAUUACGACGAUUGGUCUGAUUGUGUAUAUGUAUGUAUAUAAAAAAUGCAAGAAGAAGACGGGGUAUGGACUGA
Molecule: messenger RNA, 2880 nt
Organism: Brachypodium distachyon (stiff brome)
Lineage: Eukaryota; Viridiplantae; Streptophyta; Magnoliopsida; Poales; Poaceae
Product: protein STRUBBELIG-RECEPTOR FAMILY 8
Exons: 16
Coding region: 328-2514 (728 amino acids)
Biological process (GO): protein phosphorylation
Molecular function (GO): ATP binding; protein binding; protein kinase activity
Source: RefSeq, a predicted model, not a curated record